AUGAACGGCGACCUCAGCCUCUCCCAGGCGCUGGGCGGCCUGCGAAUCGCCAAUCCCGACGAUUCCCCUAACCGUUCGCAGGAGGCUCUGGUUACCACAGACGAUUCCGCUGCGACCCAGUCGAACACUGCUGCUGCUCCUAAUAUCCAAGGGGGCACUAUUCCGACUGCUCAAUCCGACUCACAAUCAGUAGCUCCUCACGAACCCGCCACGCAACAACAACAACAACAACAACAACAACAACAGCAACAACAACAUCAACAACAACAACAGCAUCAGCAUCAGCAACAGACAUAUUCAGCGACUAAUGAGUCUGCGGCAGCUCUUCUCAGAAAUGCGCAGAGCAACCUAAACACCUCGACUCAGGGGUAUGCGGGUCCUUCUCCUGAGCCUAGCCCCGGUCUCCAGCGGUACCGGUCGUACCGGGCUGGCCGGACCCAGGCCCCGGAGUCGGGGGUACCUCCUUCUGGACCCGGCCAUCCGGGACAAUACUACGAUCAACAGCAAGGAGGUUACUAUGGCGGGCCCAGACCCGAUCAUACCCGCACCUCGAUGUACGGCAUGCGACCCGACCCACGCGCUGACGAACACUAUGCGUCCCGAGUCCCGCAAAGAGAGCCCAGCCGAUCCUAUCACUCUGGAAGACCGUGGCAAGAGCAGCAAGGACCCACUGACGGCACCAUUCCGGCGCGCCGGAGCUCAAGAGGAGUUGGUACAGGAGGGAGCGCGGAGGGCGCCGGCUAUCCUACCAUCGCGGGAAUCCCCAUGGCUCCUCCUACCUUCCAGGAUCCGCCGUUUGUUAGCAACAGCAGUGAGGAGUGGAAGGACAAGGGCGCUGCCGUCGCCAUUAAGAAAGAGGUGGAUGCCGAGGGUCGGACGAUCAUCCGCCAUAUCAAGAAGGGUGUCCGUGACUUUUCCUUUGGUCGCAUUUUGGGCGAGGGCUCGUACAGUACGGUCUAUCUUGCCACGGAUAGGCAGACGCUGCGCGAGCAUGCCAUCAAGGUUCUCGAUAAGAGGCACAUCAUCAAGGAGCAGAAGGUUAAAUACGUCAACAUCGAGAAGAACACGCUCAACCGGCUGACCGAGCAUCCGGGCAUCGUCCGGCUGUACUACACCUUCCAGGAUGAGUCGUCGCUGUAUUUCGUCCUGGACCUCUGCAAUGGCGGCGAGCUGCUGAGCGUGCUGAAGAAGACGGGGACGUUCGAUGUGGAGUGCACGCGGUUCUACGGCGCGCAGAUCCUGGAUGCCAUCGAGUAUAUGCAUUCCCGAGGAGUCAUCCAUCGCGACCUCAAGCCGGAGAACGUGCUCCUGGACGACCAGAUGCAUGUCAAGAUUACGGAUUUUGGCACGGCUAAGUUGCUCCCGGACCCCCGCGAACAACGCAACGACGACCCCUCCAGACAGUCUAACGGCUCGCGAGAGUCGGAGCGCAAUGCCUCGUUUGUCGGCACAGCUGAAUAUGUGAGCCCCGAGUUGCUCAUGAACAAGGAGGCGGGCAAGCCUUGCGACCUGUGGGCAUUCGGGUGCAUCAUCUACCAGCUCCUUGCCGGCCGGCCGCCUUUUAAGGGUGCGACCGAAUACCUUACAUUCCAGAAGAUCGUAAAGCUGGAAUACGAGUUCCCCGCUGGGUUCCCGCCAGCCGCGCGCGACCUCGUUGAGCGGUGCCUGGUGCUCGACCCAAACCAGCGGCUGACGAUCGAGCACAUCAAGAACCAUGAAUUCUUUGAAGGCCAGACUUUCGGUAGGGAGCUGUGGCGCAUGAAGGCGCCCCGGCUGCGGCCCUACAUCCCCCCUCCCCAGGAACCUCACAUUAUCCAGCUUAAUGGAACAGGAGGUAGCCAGAGCAAACCGGUCACCCCGAACAGCACGCGCGGACCACAGACGCAGACCGUGAUGAGCCAAUCGAACGGUUCGAGACCUGCCCGGAUCAUUACGGAGCUGCCCCCGCCGACGCAGCUCGACAUCGAGUGGUCUCCCGUCCUUACGCGGGCCAAUGAGCGCAUCCUCAAGCUGGGAGAUCUUAUGGUGAUUUCCUCGCCGAUACCGAACAGCUCUCACGGACGCGACGGCGAAGGAGGCCACAAGAAGUUGUCGCGCUUCUUUGGCGGCAGCACAACCAAGAAGCGGCAACGCCUGGUGAUGGUCACAUCUAGCGGGCGCAUCAUCCUGUGUCCGGCCGGCGGCGAAGAGAAGAGGGCAAAGCAGGAGAUCUCGCUGCUGGGUGCGGACUGCGUGUGGAGGACGCAGAUCGAUGCUAAGGGCCAGCCGGUGUGGUGUGUCGACACGAACGGCGUGCACUACACCUUUGAGGAGCCGAAAGGUGCCCAUGCAACCAACAACAACAAUUCCAACAACGCCGACGGCUCCAAGUUCUCCGUCGAUGAGUGGAUCGACGCGCUCGAGCGCUCCAAGGAACUUGCCAUCUCCCAGAAUGUCGCAGCCAGCGUCGCCGAGAACGGCUUCGGCGACAUGUCCUCGUCCAUGUCCAGUCCCGCAAGCACGAUGCAUGGGGUCGGCUCCUCUGGGGCACCGACUUUCUCGGCUGAUGCGGCUGGUACGGGGUACACGAUCAGUGAUCGGGCCGGGAGAAACCAGUUGAGUAAGAGCCAGGCCAGUCUGGAGGACAGCUCGAGUAUCAAUGUGAAGAGGAACCGGUUUAGUAAGCGGCAAAGUAAGAAUGGGUUGGGGGCGGCAUUUUGA
Molecule: messenger RNA, 2700 nt
Organism: Thermochaetoides thermophila DSM 1495
Lineage: Eukaryota; Fungi; Ascomycota; Sordariomycetes; Sordariales; Chaetomiaceae
Product: serine/threonine protein kinase-like protein
Exons: 2
Coding region: 1-2700 (899 amino acids)
Biological process (GO): intracellular signal transduction; peptidyl-serine phosphorylation
Molecular function (GO): protein serine/threonine kinase activity; ATP binding
Source: RefSeq, a predicted model, not a curated record